GAAACAUUAAAGUAACGGUAUUAAAAUGCAUGCAUAGUCCAGCUUAUCAAAAAUAGUAAUAAAUCGUCCAACUAAUUACUUUGAACCUAAUUUAAAACUGAUUGUGUUGAUUUUAAUUAAUUGAUUGACAAAAUGAGCGACAAAGGGGAUGGAUCAGGUGAUAAUGUAAAUGCUGUCGUUCCUGAUAACGCUAACGUUGGUGCUAUAAGCCUAGGUCAAGGUGAAUGUUCUGUACGUGGAAGCGAUACUGGAGCUACUGGAGGAAGACUUUCGGAAGAAUAUGCUAUGAAAACAGAAAAUCGUGGUAUUGCUAUCAUUAUAAAUAAUGUAUUAUUUGACCCCGAAACAGAAAUGGAUGAACGAAAAGGGGGCGAAGUAGAUCAAGAAGCCUUAAAACAACGCUUUACAGAAUUAGAGUUUGAUGUGAGAGAGUACAGAGAUUUAACUGUUGCUAAAAUGGAAAAGUUAAUGAUAAAAUUUGCUGGUGAAAGCCAUAAAAAUAAUGAUUGUUUUAUGUGUGCCGUGUUGUCACAUGGUGACAAAGAAUAUGUAUAUGGUGCUGAUGGUGUUAGUAUUAGAACUGAAGACCUUAUUAAACCAUUUAAUGGUGAUAAUUGUCCCGAUUUAGCUGGAAAACCUAAAAUCUUCAUUAUACAGGCAUGUCGUGGUAGCAUGGUUGAUAAUGGUGUAGAAAUAUAUUCCGAUGACAAUGGAGGUCGUGAAACAUUCGAAAUUGCACAAAUAAUUCCAAUAGAGGCUGAUUUUCUAAAAGCUUUUUCGGUAGUAGAAGGUUAUGUUGCAUAUCGUAACACAGAAAAAGGCUCAUGGUUUGUACAAGCUAUUAGUGAAGUAUUCAGAAAAUAUGGUCAGAGAGAAGAUUUGAUUACAUUAAUGACUGAAGUAAACAGAUUAGUGGCCUAUGAGUUUGAAUUAAAAGCGGGUGAAAAAUAUGUGAAACAGAUGCCGUGUUUAACCUCUACCUUAACUAAAAAGGUGUAUUUUAAACCUAAAACAGGCUAUCCAGCUAACUAAAAUUAAGAAAUUAAUAAUAUGGGAAUUAAAAAAUUUAAUUAUAUAUAAUUAAAUAAAUGAUUUCUUUUGCACAUUUGACAAUUAAGAAACUUACUUGAGCGCCAUGGUUGAGAGUGGGGGAUCUUCACUCCCUAAGAAAAGUUUUAAAAUUAGGUUUGAUUCAUUGCAUCUGAAGCCAUUUCAAACAGUAUUUCAACAACGAUCGCCUCUUGAGUAGAUAUACAAAAAUUUAGGAAUUGAUAUAAAAAAAAAGGCCAGGUAUUCUCGAAACGAUCUUAGCGCUAGGAUGUCUAGAAGUUCUUAUCUUCUAACAUUGAUUCUAGGGCAUCUUAGCGCUAAGAUCGUUUCGCGAAUAAAUUGCCAGGUUUUUUUUAGGAAAAAUUUAGUAUGUUUUAGUUAUUUAGGGCUGCUAAGACAGCUUGCUAAAAAUUAAUCGAUAUAAUUAAACUAUUACAUCACAUUGAAAGCAAAUUAUUCAUCCAUUCAUUGAAUUUCAGAAGAUUUUUAUUAUUAAAGAUUUUUGUAAUUUU
Messenger RNA from Lottia gigantea (owl limpet), 1562 nucleotides. RefSeq lists its product as hypothetical. The transcript has 6 exons. Gene Ontology annotation, biological process: proteolysis. The coding region runs from base 133 to 1032 and encodes 299 amino acids. NCBI's taxonomy places the organism in Eukaryota, Metazoa, Mollusca, Gastropoda, Lottiidae. The record is from RefSeq and is a predicted model, not a curated record. Gene Ontology annotation, molecular function: cysteine-type endopeptidase activity.